Messenger RNA from Amblyraja radiata (thorny skate), 2773 nucleotides. Its product is annotated as RING finger protein 150. The transcript has 7 exons. NCBI's taxonomy places the organism in Eukaryota, Metazoa, Chordata, Chondrichthyes, Rajiformes, Rajidae. The record is from RefSeq and is a predicted model, not a curated record. Bases 400 to 1692 code for a protein of 430 amino acids.
GAGGAAGAGGAAGAGGAAGGGGGAAGAAUAAGGUCCAACAACGCGCUAUUAACAUGGUCCUGCAACGCCAGCAGCAGCAGCAGCUCCACUGAGAGCCAGGGGGGGAGAGACGGGGAAAAGUGCAUCGCUACUUGCGCCUAUUUAUCUGCUGCAUCUCCGUGCAAGCGUUUAUCUUGAAGUCCAGGCAAAUAAAAAAUAAUGCACCUUGUUUAAAGCAACGCUUAACGUCUACCACUGCACGGCGAGCAGCAUCAUUCAGCAAGAAUACAAACACAGACGAUCUGAAAGGGGGUUUCCUCCUCUCACACACACCUCGUGUGUACAUAAAAGAAAAAAAGGUGCGAGAAGUCUGGGAAGAAGGCGUGCUGGAGACCAGCAAGAAGUCGGAUACUAUUAGUAAUGCCCAUGUCUCUGGUGCAAGCCUGCCGCAGUCUGGCUCUCUCAACAUGGCUGCUUUCUUUCUGCUUCGUGCAUUUGUUGUGCCUGGACUUCACGGUGGCGGAGAAGGAGGAAUGGUACACGGCUUUCGUCAACAUCACGUACGUGGAACCGGCCACCUCGGAGUGGAGGUCGGAGAAGAGCGAGUGCGGCCGCUACGGACAGCAUUCGCUCAAGCAGGACGCCAGGGGGUUGCUGGCUCUGCCCUCUCACCAUGACAAGCUGGCGUGUGACCCUCAGGCCAAGUUUCAGGUGCCCGCCGCUGCUGCCACCAGGGGCUGGAUCGCAGUCAUACCCAAGGGGAACUGCACUUACAAGGAAAAAAUCUGGCACGCUGUCAGGCAGAAUGCAUCCGCUGUGGUCAUUUACAACUUGGGGGCUAGCAACGUCAAUGAGACUAUCACGAUGCCUCAUGGAGGUACAGGAGAAAUUGUUGCCAUUAUGAUUCCUGAGUUAAAAGGACGCGAGAUUAUGAGCCUACUUGAAAGGAAUAUCACCAUUAUGAUGCACAUAACAAUUGGAACACGUAAUUUACAAAAAUAUGUUAGCCGUACCUCAGUUGUAUUUGUGUCGAUAUCAUUUAUUGUACUGAUGAUCAUUUCGCUGGCCUGGUUGGUCUUCUACUAUAUCCAGAGGUUCAGAUAUGCAAAUGCUCGAGACCGGAAUCAGCGUCGUCUUGGAGAUGCUGCUAAAAAAGCCAUUGGUAAACUUCAAAUUAGAACAAUCAAGAAAGGCGAUAAGGAAACAGAGUCAGACUUCGAUAAUUGUGCUGUUUGCAUUGAAGGCUAUAAGCCAAAUGACGUAGUGCGAAUUUUACCAUGCCGGCAUCUUUUCCAUAGGACAUGUGUGGAUCCAUGGCUGCUAGAUCACCGCACCUGUCCAAUGUGCAAAAUGAACAUUCUGAAAGCACUUGGAAUUCCGCCAAAUGCAGAUUGUGCAGACGAUGUAACAACUGAUUUUGAAGGAUCCAUAGGAGGGCCACCAACUAAUCAGAUUACAGGCGCAAGUGACGUGACAGUAAAUGAGAGUUCGGUGGGGUUUGAGCCUCCUGCUCGAAAUGUUGGACUUUCACAGACAAUUCAAGACAAUGAAGCUCUUCAGCAAGUUGAUGAGAUUAAUGUUACUGCUAGCAACAAUGAUGAAGGACCAAUUGUGAGUAGUGAUUCAGACACCUCACUGAUUCUGGCUGUUGAAGUUGGACUUUCUGACAUAGAACUCUCUACUGAACAUGACUGUGAGGAAGUGAAAUCCUGAGAAGCAUUUAAUGAUGUGGUUCUGGCAAGCCCACAGAUUGACUGCAACAAAUAUCCAGUACAUUCAAACAAGAAUGAUUGUGAGAGCAAUAGCGACAAUCGUUUAUUUCUCCUUAGACACUGUAUAGCAUUUGAUGUCUUCACAAAGAACCUGCAAGCUUAUCACUUGCCUUAUUCCUACAUUUACAAGCUGGUAACAUGGUUCAGUGGCUGAGCUAAGAAGAAAUAACAGUUGUGUUUUUUUUUAUUUUGUAUUUUCAAUGAUGGUCAACAAUUUAUCUGUGUUUUACAUUUUAUUUUUGUGACUGACUCCUGCUUUUCCAGAGUUUGAUCCUAUGAGGAUUAAGGGUUCCUGAAAUCACUGCCUCAACACUAAAACAUUCAGUCGGUGCUUUUUAAGUUGUGAACUGAAUUUUAAACUUGAUUCCAAGUUCUGCAGUCUUGUGAAUGACUAGCUUUUUUGGUGGGCAACAUUAAGUAAAGUUUUUUUUUGCGCAAUGUUUAUGGGGAAAAAAAGCAGCUUUGUAGAUGCAGAAAAAAAGAAAUUCAUUUGCCAUUUCUUAAUGUGUUUUUGGCCAUUAAAAGCUAAUAAUAUUGUACAGAGAUGUUGUCCAUAAGCAAUAUGUUCUGCUGGAGAUUGAGACGGGAUGAAUGUUCUACUAAGAGCCCACUUGCUUUUUAUGAAUUCAUAGUAGAUUGGGAUUUGUGAAUAUUUUUGUGCCUGGUUGACACUUGACAGUCCCCACAAGUCUGUGACAUUAUGGCCAUUAACAAAGUAGCUGAGUAAAUGGCCAAAUAGGUUAGACCACCAGCUUUGUACCCAGAAUGGCUUUUAAGAGUUAGAAAUCAAAAUUAAUUUUAGUGUUACAACAUACUUUACACCUACUGACCUCUGCCAAAAACGAAUUUACAGAAUAUAUUGCUGUACUUCAAAAUAAUUUCUAGUAUUUCAAGUACUUUGAAUUUGUUGCUUAUCAUCUAUCGUAAUAAUAGGUUUUUGUACAUUGAAAACAAGUGAAAAUGUAUUAAAAUUACAGAUCGUUAUACUGUCUGAAUAAAUGACUUUUCAAGUCAUGCAAUUC